GCAUAUUUUCCAGCUGGUGGAGGAGAACGUCCAGCGUCAAAGAGCAGUGAGGCUGAAGGAACCUGUUGUAAAGCUUCCAUCAGAAUCCAGCUGUACCAGUCUUGACCGGUCUCCCCAUGUGCAUAUCAAGGCAGAGCUGAAACCAUGGCCCACAUAUCCAGUGGCAAUGGGUUUAAGCAUGACAGGCCAGCCUCUCCAGGGGUGGUCCGGCCCAAAGGGAUGGUGGGAAAGGAGGAAGCUUUACGAAUGGAGGAAGAGGCCUUAGCUAAACUUUUGCGAGAGAAAAGACACACACUCCUAGCCACAGCAUGUUCUGCUAAUCCCCUUCCCAAUGCGAGUGCACAAGCAUCUUCCUCUAGCCGGCAGGAGAAAGAUCUCAUUGUCUUUCCUGAAUCAGAAACACAGAAGAAAGCAGACAAAGACAAGUUUGGGGACAUCGAUGUAGAGAAGCUGACCAAGGAGGAGCUGGAAAAGCUACUUCUGGAUGAAAAUUUUGGCACCAACAAAGUGACUAGGCCUUCUUCCCUGUUAGGUUGCAACCUCAGUGCCUCGUAUCCUGGAGGACAUGCCUUCAACACUUCAUCAUUCCACUGGACAGCUAAUUGUGCUCUGCAGACCCCUACACACCCACAGACUCCCAUCUUCUCCUCUGCUCCCUUCCCAAAACCUCCAUGCUCUUUCCAGAAUGGCUUGAGUCCAGCUAUGUCUCCGUUUAUUAGUAUGCCUGCCCAACCGUCUCCCUACAUCUCAUUUGCUCACAUCCAGUCACCUGCUGCUCUAGUCUACCAGCAGCCUGCCAUCACCCCAGAGAUGGCCAAGCUGUUUGACAAGAUUGCCAGCACUUCGGAAUACUUGAAGAAUGGCAGGACGUCCAGCAUGGAUGUACACUCAGGAAGUACCAAAUCCCUGGAGCCCAUGCCUCAGCCCUCAGAACCUCCCAACAUCAGCCGAUUUGAGUGGUUGGACCUGGAUCCGCUUAACAAGCGUAAGGUGGAGGUAGAGGAGAAACCAACUGUAUCAGGCGGCCCUUGCACAGAGCAAUCAGAGACUGCCAAAGACCCAUGGGAUGCGGUUCUUCAGGAAGAGACUGAGAGUGUGGAUAAUGGCAGUCCUCCAGCACAUUUGAAAAACAAGGCUACUUUGGCCUCUCAGCCAAGAAGAGCAUCAACAGGGGCGGCCAUAACUAGAAGCCAUUCCCUCAAUAUAUCUGCAACCUCAACGCAUCACAACCCAAGUAAACAGGACAAUAAGGGAAGUGCAAAUGAACUCCAAAAGUACUCCAAUUUGCAGGGCAAGGAAGCCCAGAAUCUAGAAGUUGCAGCAUUCUCUGAAGACAUUUCAAAACUGAGGUCAAAUUUCCUUCAUGAUGACCUCUCUACCAAUCCUGGCUAUGUUCUCAGCCCUGUGAUCACUCAGAGGGAUGCAGGAGGGGACAAUGGAGGCAGUGUUAAAGUGUCCAUUGAGAUUUCAGAUUCACAACAACCUGUAACCUUUACUUGUGAUGUGAGUUCUCCAGUGGACCUCCUCAUAAUGCAGGCUCUGUGUUGGGUCCAUGAUGACCUGAACCAGGUGGAAAUCAGCAGCUACGUUCUCAAGGUAUGCGGACAGGAAGAGGUUCUACAGAAUAAACACAGUCUCGGCAGCCACGAAUAUGUGCAGAAUUGCAGGAAGUGGGAGACGGAAAUCAAACUACAGCUCCUCUUUCUCAGCACGAUGAGAAGAGAUCUGGCCCGAACGCCAGAAGAUGACGUCUGUCCUGUUGACUUGGAGAAACACCUCAUUCUAGUGGAGAGGCCAUUUAAAGAGGCAGUCACAAGAGAAGGACUUGCUGAAUACCUAGAGGGCUAUCAAAAGCAAGUCAAUAUCUGCCUGCAGAAUGAGAGCACCCAGUAUAAAACAGUGGACAAUGUAGUUCAGUCUGUCAAAAAUCUGUGUUGUGCUUUGGAUGAAAUUGAGACACCAGCCAUCACUGAUGCCAUCAAAAGACUCAAACGCUCUGUCAACCUCCCUAGAACACGUUCUCCAGAGGCUGGUGCCACGUCUUCUGCAGGUUCAGCUAAUGGUUAUGCCAACCCAGUGGAGGAGAGUUUAGCAGCACUCACAGACGCUGUGUAUGAGCUCGCUAAGCUCUAUCUGCGCACUUUCUGCCCAACUACCCCUAAAUGCACAAUGGAGGAGCGCACAGAGGAUGAGAGGGACAGCAGAGAGGCGUCUGGCACCACAGACCACCUACAGUUCACCCUCUUUGCCGUUCAUGGCAUUCCUGCUUCCUGGGUCAGCAGUUUUGAAAAAUACUACCUGAUGUGUGCACUGACACACAACAGCAGGAAUCUCUUCAAGCCUGUCCAGUCCAAAAAAGUGGGAACAUACAAGAGUUUUUUCUACCACAUCAAAUGGGAUGAAUUGAUAAACUUUCCUAUUUCAGUGACCCUGUUACCACUGGAGGCAAUGUUGAGUCUUUCUCUCUUUGGAGUCCUCAACCAAAGUGCUAACAACUCACCGGAUUCCAACAAGCAACAAAAGGGUCCAGAGCUCUUGAGAAAAGUAUCUAUGCCCCUGUUUGAUUUCAGGCGGGUGCUGGCCAGAGGAAGCAAGCUGCUGAGUUUGUGGAUGUCUCCUCAAGCCCAUCAGCUUGGAGCUGCAGGCAGAGGGAAGAAUCAAACAGAGAGGAUCAUACUGCAGGUUGAUUUCCCCAGUCCAGCAGUGGACGUUCUCUAUGUUGGUCCUCAGGAGAAUGGCUGCCCAGACCCUCAGUCUCUUGAGCCACUUGAUGCAGGGGAUAGAAGUGAGGUAGAAAAGCUGUGUGCACGAGCCUCUGCCUUUGGACUGACGCAUGCAGACAGGCAGCUGCUGUGGGACCAGAGGUACCAUUGCCGAGACUUUGAAUACAGCCUACCCAAAAUCUUGGCCAGUGCACCCAGCUGGGACUGGGGCAAUAUGGGCGAGAUCCACUCACUCCUGCACCACUGGCCCCCUCUGUCGCCUGUGUCAGCCCUGGAGCUCCUUGAAGCAAAGUUUGCCGAUACCGAAGUGAGGAAAGUAGCUGUGAGUUGGAUCGAGAGCAGCAGUGAUGAUGAACUGGCUGAUUAUCUCCCUCAGCUGGUGCAGGCAGUGAAGUUCGAGUGCCACCUCAACAAUGCCUUGGUUAUGUUUCUGUUGUCUCGGGCUCUGGGAAAUGUCAACAUUGCACAUUAUCUUUACUGGCUGCUGAGGGAUGCCGUGCAGGAUCUAGCGUUUGGUCAGCGUUAUGACCGCAUUCUUGGAGUGUUGCUGUGUCUCUGUGGGGCAGGACUGAGGGCUGAACUUGAGAAGCAGACCAGGCUUGUACAGCUGCUGGGUGCUCUUGCCGAAAAGGUGCGACAGGCGAGCAACUCCACCCGACAGAUUGUGCUGCUGGAGGGUCUAGAGAGGGUUCAGUCUUUCUUCCAGAAGAACAACUGUCGACUCCCCAUAAGCCCCAGCCUUGUGGCAAAAGAACUCAAUAUAAAGGCCUGUUCCUUCUUCAAUUCAAAUGCUGUACCUCUCAAGAUUGCACUGGAAAACGCAGACCCACUGGGAGAGGAGAUUAACGUCAUGUUUAAGGUUGGAGAGGACCUGAGGCAGGAUAUGCUUGCACUGCAGAUGAUUCGCAUUAUGGAUCGGAUCUGGCUGCAGGAGGGAUUAGACCUGCGUAUUGUCAACUUUAAAUGCAUCUCUACUGGUAAAGACAAAGGAAUGGUGGAGUUGGUGCCAUCUUCUGAAACACUGAGGAAGAUUCAGUUGGAGUACGGAGUGACUGGCUCAUUCAAAGACAAACCUCUGGCUGAGUGGCUUCGCAAGUAUAACCCUGCUGAGGACGAAUAUGAGAAGGCCUCAGAGAAUUUCAUCUACAGCUGUGCAGGUUGCUGUGUGGCCACUUAUAUCCUGGGAAUUUGUGACCGCCACAAUGACAACAUAAUGCUGCGCUCCACCGGCCACAUGUUCCACAUAGAUUUUGGGAAGUUCCUGGGUCAUGCACAGAUGAUUGGGAGUUUUAAAAGGGACCGUGCACCAUUUGUCUUGACCUCUGACAUGGCUUACGUCAUCAAUGGAGGAGAAAGACCCACUAGUCGCUUCCCUUUUGUUGACCUUUGCUCUCAAGCCUACAACCUGAUACGCAAACACUCCAACCUCUUCCUCAACCUGCUGUCUCUGAUGACACAAUCGGGUUUACCUGAGCUGACUGGAGUCCAGGAUCUUAAAUAUGUGCAUGAUGCUCUUCAACCUCAGACUUCGGAUGUAGAGGCUACCAUUUUCUUCACAAGGUUGAUUGAAUCCAGUCUGGGCAGUGUUGCCACAAAAUUUAAUUUCUUCAUCCAUAAUUUGGCUCAGAUGCGUUUCUCUGGCCUCCCCUCCAAUGAUGAGCCCAUCCUCUCGUUUGCUCCCCGCACUUACACAAUGAAGCAGGACGGCCGAAUCCGAGAUGCCUCCAUAUAUUCAUUUCAAAAGAGAUACAACCCUGACAAGCACUAUACGUAUGUAGUGCGGCUCCUUAGGGAAGGUCAGAGUGAGCCCCAGUUUGUCUUCCGCACUUUUGAUGAGUUCCAGGAACUACACAACAAGCUGACCAUACUUUUUCCUCUGUGGAAGCUACCAGGAUUCCCUAAUAAAAUGGUGCUGGGGCGCACGCACAUCAAGGAUGUGGCAUCAAAGAGAAAAGUGGAAUUAAACAGCUAUGUGCACAAUCUGAUGAGGAGUUCAGCUGAGGUCAAUCAGUGUGACCUUAUCUACACCUUCUUUCACCCUAUUGUGAGAGAUGACAAGCAAGAAGGGAUUGAUGGACUCCCAAAAGCUCCAGAGAUGGCUCCAGUGAGUCCCACCACUGGCCGGGUAGAGGGUGAGGUGAAGCUGUCAGUGUCCUACCGAAACAGUACACUUUUCAUCAUGGUCAUGCACAUUAAAGACCUGUUGUCAAAUGAUGGAGCAGACCCAAACCCUUAUGUAAAAACAUAUCUUCUCCCAGACCCCAACAAAACCUCCAAACGCAAAACAAAGAUUGCGAGGAAGACUAGGAACCCCACAUUUAAUGAAAUGCUGGUGUACAGUGGUUACAGUAAGGAAACCUUGAAGCAAAGGGAACUUCAGCUGAGCGUGCUCAGUGCAGAGUCUUUGCGAGAGAACUGCUAUUUGGGUGGCAUCACCCUCAGCCUUAAGGACUUUGACCUGAGCAAAGAGACUAUCAAGUGGUACAAGCUCACCAUGGUGCCCUACUUCUAGGUCCAACAAGUAAUAAUCCCUCCCCAGCAGUCUUUUCACAAAGGGUGUUGCAACUACAGCAGGUGCCCUUACAGGACUACUCUGAUUCCCUCAACCCCUCUCUUAGCACUAAUCAAGGCUGAUUCCUUGUUGAAAUAAGCAAUCCACCUUACUUUGUGUGUGAAGAGAAAUCAAAAUUGGGUUAUUUACAUUUGGGACAUAGAGGACCAAAAUGGCUCACUUAAAGAAGAGUUUAUAUUAUUCUAUAAAUAUAUAAGUAUAUAUAGAGAGAGAUCGACACUUGUAUUUUUAAAACUGCUCAUUUUUACACAUUCUUUUUCUACAUAUGCAAAUAUGAAAUAUGAAAAGCCUUUAAGGUUUUGAGGUAUCUAGCUAAGCACAGCAGUGUGCUUUUGAUAAUGUGCCAAAUGAACUGAAACAACUUAAGACCAGUCUGUAGGAACAAUAACAGGGUGCCUUGAUAUGCUCUCCUUUUGUUUUUCUUAGUAGUUUUGUGUUAUACCUAACUGAAAUACCUGUUUUGUAAAUUUAAUGUAAAAUGUUCUUACCACGAGGUCACACACAUUUAAGUGGUUAUGUCACUUUUGUUCAACUGUCUUUUAAUGAAACAUUCUUGGCACCAAGGGACUUUGAAUUUUGACAUUGGUGUAAUGAACCCUGUUCAAAAGGGAAUGGUGCCUGUGGUUAAAAGCUACUGGCUGACCUCAGCUUCAUAAUAAUCUAUGAGCUUACCUGGAGGCAUUUUAUAAUCAUCUACAAGAUGCAAGUUUUCACUCACUCCGCAAAUAUUGACUUGAUUCGCUCUUUUAUGGCUGUUAAAAGAAACAUUCUAAUUUAUAUAAUUGUGACCAGUUAUUUAUUGGUUAUCUUUAACCUGACCGAAUCAAUGUUUUCUGUAAUUCUGUCUCUCUCCUAAAGUUUUUGAACAUCAUUCUCUAGAAUUUGUGUUCUGAAGUUAAUGCCUUGUUUACCUUAAAGUGAAAAUUUUGUCAUUUACUCACCCUCAUGCUAUCCCAGAUGUAUAUGACUUUCUUCUGCUGAACACAAAUGAAGAGUUUUAUAAAAAUAUCUCAGCUUUGUAGGUUCAUACACUGCAAGUGAAUGGUGGCCAGAAAUUUGAAGCUCCAAAAGCACUUAAAGGCGGCAUAAAAGUAAUCCAUACGUCUCCAGUGGUCUUGUGAAAAUGUCUUUUGAAGCAAUUUGAUGUGUGAGAAACAUCAAUAUUUAAGUCCUUUUUUACCAUAAUUUCUUGUCCAGUAGGUGGCGAUAUGCACGAAGAAUGUUGUAAUUGAUUGAAAAGGACUUAAAUAUUGAUCUGUUUCUCACCCACAUCUAUCGCAUCGCUUCUGAAGACAUGGAUUUAUCACUGGAGUCGUAUGGAUUACUAUGCUGCCUUUAUGUGCUUUUGGAGCUUCAAAGUUUUGGUCAACAUUUACUUGCAUUGUACAGAGCUAAAUUUUCUUCUAAAAAAUAUUUUUUGUGUAUGUGUUCUGCAGAAGAAAGUCAUUCACAUCUGGGAUGGCAUGAAAGUCAUUCACAUCUGGGAUGGCAUGAGGGUGAGUAAAUGAUGAAAGGAUAUUUAUUUUUGGGUGAACUAUUCCUUUAAUAAUUGACAAUAAAACACACAUUAACCAGUAGGGGGCAGACAACGAACACAAAACCUUUUGGGUGACUAAUGCAUUCACAGUGUAUUCAUAUCAAGGAGAUUAAUACUUGUAAUUAUUUUCUACUGAAUUCUGAGAUCUGAAUUCUAUAAUUCAUACAAUUUUUUCUUCAUAUACCACCUUCUAAUGCAGUCAAAUAUAAGUAGCCAUUUGUUGGUUGAUUUCACCUAAAAGUGUGAACUCUGUGGUUCUGUGGAGCUUUCUGUUUGAGCAGACUGUCCAGCUCAAAACAGCAACAUUGCCUCGACCAGUUGUGUGAGUUUGGGGCGGUUUUCUGACCAAAUGAAGACGGGGAGUUUUUUGGAAUCUGUUUGAAAACUGAUAAUUUUUUACAUUGUGUUUGGGGGUGCCAAUGGCACAGAAAUGACACUCAGAAUGAGAAUCUAUCUCAUUUAGUCAUACUGUAAGUGUACUCUUACACUGUAUUUUUAAUAUGUACAAAAUGAAUUGCCCUCAUGAAGUUAAAAUGGUCAAUGAAAAAACUCCUUGUCAAUCUAUUACCACUAAGGGUUUUCCUAAAUUGAGGGGUUUUUUUUGCAACUGGGCACAGAUCAACCCUAGAUCUGCCAAAGGAUCUGUACCACCUCAUUAAAAAGGCUGUUGCUGUAAGAAAGCAUCUGGAGAGAAAGCUACUCAGUGCACACAAUUGUUUUGUCUCCUGGGUGAUGGCUUGCUGCAAAAGCAAUAUGAACGAUUUGCCACUGGGUUCACACCGGAAUGUUAAAGUUGUAGAUGGUGUACAUUCAGAUUCUAAUGUAUUACAUGAAACAAAUACUACAUCAUUUGAAUAAACUUUUGCACACUUUGUAAAACUAGAACUUAAUCUAAACGAGUUGCCUUGUGUUCAUGGCAUCUUCUGACUUGUUUUGAUUUAGGCACAUGUGGAAUCUGUGUAGAGUUCCAUAUAGUGUUAUAUAGUGUCUAUAUGGUUUGUCCAUGCCACUUAAGAACUGAUGUAUCAAACCUACUGUACAUUAGUACUUGACACAAUUGUUUAUUUUUUACAUUGUCAUCAUUUAAUUUCAUUGUAUGGGAAAAAAUAUGCAAUGAAAGGGGAUGAAGACUGAGGCUAACAUUCUGCAGAACAUCUCAUAACUGACUAUUUUAUUUGUAUCCCUACCUUUUUUAUUUUAUCACACUUCUUAGUCAUCUACAUAGUUUUUCCAAACACAGCUUUGGAAACCUUAACUCUCAAUACUAGUAAUUUGGUCUCUUUAACUGGUGGACUUUAUGAUAUAAUUAUAUUUUUAAACAGGGCUACGAAAAAAACAAUGAAGUGGCUUAAAUUCAUUGGCAAUAGGAGGUAUUAAGCUCAACGUAAUGAUGUAAGAGAAGCAGAUGUUAACUUGGCAUCACAACAGAUUACACAUGGGAAA
This is a messenger RNA of Xyrauchen texanus (razorback sucker), 8275 nucleotides long. RefSeq names its product phosphatidylinositol 4-phosphate 3-kinase C2 domain-containing subunit alpha-like. NCBI's taxonomy places the organism in Eukaryota, Metazoa, Chordata, Actinopteri, Cypriniformes, Catostomidae. Gene Ontology annotation, cellular component: cytoplasm; plasma membrane; phosphatidylinositol 3-kinase complex. Gene Ontology annotation, biological process: phosphatidylinositol 3-kinase/protein kinase B signal transduction; phosphatidylinositol-3-phosphate biosynthetic process; phosphatidylinositol-mediated signaling. The record is from RefSeq and is a predicted model, not a curated record. Gene Ontology annotation, molecular function: 1-phosphatidylinositol-4-phosphate 3-kinase activity; 1-phosphatidylinositol-3-kinase activity; phosphatidylinositol binding.